AAGCCUGAAGACAUGUAUAGGAUCAUUGAGCAUUUUGCUCUUGGAAUGAGACGUCUUGAGCUCUUUGGUGAGGACCAUAAUAUUCGUCCAGGUUGGCUUACUCUUGGGAAAGCUUUAUCCUCAUCAAACUUCAACAAAGAGGCGUACCUGAAAAACUUCACAGACAGGGAUGGGAAAGUAUGGCAGAGUAAUGGAGGGCGAAAUCCACCACCUGAUGCUCCUCACCUCAUCGUGACAACUCCGGAGAUCGAGAGUCUCCGGCCCAAGUCGCCUCCACAUAAGAACCAGCAGCAUCAGUCAAUAUCAGUGCCCCUUGGCAGCUCCACUAAUAGGAGAUUUGGUGUGAGCACUCCACAAAAUGCAGUGACUGUUGUUGGUUCGGAAACCGUGAUGCCGCCGGGUUGGUCCUCCACUCCAAUGGCCGGUUUUGCAAUGCUGGAGGGAGGAGCUGGUCAUGAGAGUUCAUGUGAUAGUUUUGGCUUCAGUGGCACCUCUUAUGGAAGACCAGGUGGAGAUCAUAUGGAUUUUGACACACACAGAUAGUUGUAACAUAAAUU
Messenger RNA from Lolium rigidum, 557 nucleotides. RefSeq lists its product as uncharacterized. The record is from RefSeq and is a predicted model, not a curated record. Gene Ontology annotation, molecular function: mRNA binding. Gene Ontology annotation, cellular component: nucleus; RNA N6-methyladenosine methyltransferase complex. The coding region runs from base 13 to 543 and encodes 176 amino acids. Lineage: Eukaryota; Viridiplantae; Streptophyta; Magnoliopsida; Poales; Poaceae. The transcript is spliced from 2 exons.